AAGCUUCUGAUAUUUCUUCCUGCGCGAACCAUUUCAAUUCAUUGCUUAUCCCUAGUUCACCACUUCAAUGGAUCCUCUUUCAGUUGCAGCAUCCAUUGUCGGUCUGCUUGCCGCAGGUGGAAAAGUGACGUCCCUGCUCUUUACAGUCAUCUCAAAAUGCCAGGAUUCUCCAGCUCUUGCUCGAGGCAUACUCUUCGAGGUGGCAGAUAUAUCAGCCGCGCUCGGCCAGCUUCAAGACUAUCUCAGCAAUCGUUUAAAGGCCAAUUCCGAAAGGGGAAACCUUAUCAUGCUCGAUCAAUUGCUCACGACGUUGACUGGAUGUGUUACGACUUAUUCCGACAUCCAGUUCAUUCUGACGGGGCUUAACAUCAAUGAGGACAUGAGGACUUUCGACCGCAUUAGAUGGAUGAGAGAAGAAAGUAGGCUCAACACUCUUGUCCAGAGACUGCAAAGCCAUAAGUCGUCACUUACAUUAAUGUUAACUAUCGUACAAUGCCAUACCAUGGAGGAAGCGCAAAGCUGUACACAGAAACUGUGCACGCUCGUCGAACAAAUGCUCGUGAGCAAUCAAGACCUCUCGGAGCGAAUACGUGGUUUAGAGCGUGAAGGCUCAAUCCUUAGUAAAGCUCGAUCGGAUAUCGUUCCAGUGGACGACGGCGCUUCUACAAUUCGACAACCCAAUACGGAGAGAGCGAGUGUGUUGGAAACGGAAAACACCCUCGUGAGAAGGUUCGCGUUCGAGGACGACCUGGAGUCGUCCCGCGCCUACAAUAAGGCGGUCUACCGAUUCUCACAGGCCUCCAUAACAAGCACUGCUCUAUAUACCACCGCGCUCUCGGUGUUUUCCAAACUUAGCCUAUCUCAAGUGUCUAGCAUCUCGUUCUACGCACUGCCCGUGUGCGCUAGCGAUCUACACAACAGUGAGCUAUAUGUAUUCGGCGAAGAGGGAGCGACUUUUACCAAUCCACGCGCGACUCCGGCUACACCACAGAAAAGACCAGCCAGCCCUGGAAAUGAGAUUAUUACCUCCUACAAAGAUAUUCUGGCAGAAUCAUCGCCGUCCCUAGCGUGGCCACGGUCGGCACCCUGGAAACGAACUGGUUUGCUGGGUCGUUUCGCUGCCCCUCGACGAAGACCUUCGAUAUACGCACCGGAAAACCCGGUGCAUAUUUAUCAUGUCGGAUAUGACUCGGAUAGCAACCAAUUCACGGUCCGUUAACAUCAUUCUUAUGCUCUGACAUAUGCAUCAUUGCUAACCUCUUGCCAGGGGUUGCCUAAGGAGUGGCACCGGGUACUCACGGAAGAAAAUGAACAGAUGAGGAAGAAUCAGGAGAUGAGAGCGCAGCUAUUAUCUAAGAUACCAGGAGGAAACGCGUCCAUAAAUGAAAAGGAAUAUUAUACCCAGUAGUGUCUGGCUGAAGGUUGAGGUGUGAGUAAUGAGCAAAGGGGGGAGACCAUCGGAUAGAGUAUAUUAUCAAAGAUUGUACGCUGCAUCCGUAGAACUGUGAGCAUUUAAAAGAUUAAUAUUUAUAGUUGAGCAUGAUCAAUCAGAUAUAAGCGAGCCUAUUGGGG
Messenger RNA from Xylaria bambusicola, 1572 nucleotides. RefSeq lists its product as uncharacterized. The transcript is spliced from 2 exons. Lineage: Eukaryota; Fungi; Ascomycota; Sordariomycetes; Xylariales; Xylariaceae. Bases 68 to 1219 code for a protein of 383 amino acids. The record is from RefSeq and is a predicted model, not a curated record.